GAGAGGCAUAGCUGGCACCGCACGCCCACAGCAAAAGCUGCAAGGUCUUACGCACGUGUUCCAUCGCUGCGCUCGCCGCUCCUUGCUGCAAGCGCAAGCCCUGACUCGCGUCGGCUUGCACAGCUCGCUGGCAAGGCACGCACACGCGACGCGACGACGCAGCGCAAGCGAUACGCCACCGCCGCGAUGGCGCGCCUACUAGCAUUACUCACAACAGCCGCGGCCUACGUCAUGACACCACCAACAAAACUCACGCCCGGCCGCACGUCACCGAGGAGCAGUAUUGUAUUAGGACCGCAGUCGGUCCCGCAAGUGCCCUACUCGCCGCCCGGCGCGGAGCAGGGCCAGCACAUGUACGUCGACAUCUACCAAGCUUUAUACAGAGACAGGAUCAUGCUCGUGGGCAACUUUCUAGACGAGGAGCAGGCGAAUAGCCUGAUAGCUCUGUUACUCUUCAUGAGGUUCGAAGAUCCGAGGAAGCCCAUCUCCAUCUAUUUCAACGUGCCGGGAGCGCUCAUGAAGCCGUGUUUGGCCGUCUACGACACGCUGCGGACGCUCGAGUGCCCGGUCACAACUGUCAAUCUAGGACUGGCCACGGGUAUGGGCGCCUUCCUCUGCGGCGCGGGCACGAAGGGCAUGCGCUACGCCCUGCCGAACGCGCGGUUCCUCAUGCAGCGCACGGGGCUCGACGACCCCUACCAGGGCCAGGCGUCGGACAUCGGGCUCAUGGUGCGCGAAAAUUUGAGGGAUAACGACCGCAUGGCGCGUCGACGGCGUCUUCAUGAUCUCGCGUCGAUGGCGUCUUCGUGAGACCGCGCCACCGGGCCGCCGUCGACGCGGCCACGCGAGAGAGCUGCGGCGUCGACGCGAUGCCACGUCGCCGCGACCCCGUCUUCAUGAUCAUCACACAGGAGAAAGCCCUCGUCCAGAUGACGGGCCAUCCUUUGGAGAAGAUAAAGAAAGACAUGUCCCGGGCUGUGUGGAAAUCAACCAGUGUGUCGGGCGGAGAGGAACCGGCAUCGCCACGCUAUCGAGCAGGUGUCGCGUCGAUGGCGUGGAGAACGAACGCGCCGUGAAUUUGAUUUCCACACAGGUCCCGGGACUUCUACCUCAGCGCCCACGAGGCCGUCCAGUACGGCCUCAUCGACAAGGUGCUCAUCCCGCAGCCGAAGGGCAUGGGCGGCGGCGGGCUCGGGCUCGGCGACGGGCUGAGCUCGUUCGUGUAAGGAGUAUCUAUCAA
Molecule: messenger RNA, 1240 nt
Organism: Pelagomonas calceolata
Lineage: Eukaryota; Pelagophyceae; Pelagomonadales; Pelagomonadaceae
Source: the annotation of a GenBank genome assembly